ACUGCUGCACCGUAGAUACUAGGUAGAUAGGUAGGUGUUUGAACUUUGAAACCGGCCGACCAGCAUGCUCGCUGCAGCUAAGUAAUGGUAGGUAGGUAGGUUCGAAAUCGUUCGAAUACUGCUCCGUCCUCUUCAAGAGGUUCGAACGCUCCACUACUUACUUACCUACAAGCUCUGUCUGUCUGCUCGGAAGGACAUCUUCCCCCUCACAAAUGUAUCCCUUUCCUCCCCUUACCUUGGGCUGCACAGCCUGCUUGGCAUCCUGUAGAUCCUGCGUCAGCUUGGCCAAUCAAUGCGGGGUGGCCGCUCUGCACGACCACCGUCAGGCCGUCGUGCGCCAUGAAUCAGUUCAUUAUUACUGCCAGUCGAGGGGCUGGCCGGAGACUUGUUCUCCGACUCCGGAUUGGUACAGCUGGUAUUCCGUAUCGUAUCGGGGGGCGGUACCAUGGUGUCUAUCUACCUAUCUAACAGUAGAUAGGUAGUAGUACUCCAUACCUAUGAAGACAAUGCCCGGAGGACUCCGAACGGACC
Molecule: messenger RNA, 531 nt
Organism: Aspergillus sclerotioniger CBS 115572
Lineage: Eukaryota; Fungi; Ascomycota; Eurotiomycetes; Eurotiales; Aspergillaceae
Exons: 1
Coding region: 213-482 (89 amino acids)
Source: RefSeq, a predicted model, not a curated record